AGGUAUUUAUUUUGUAGUCGCAUGAAUUGGUAGAAGACAGUUCUCAGCCUUUGGCCAAUUUUGCAUUCAGUCUGCAGCAGUAAAUUGUGGGCGGCGCGACGUGGUUGCCCGACGGAAAUAUCCUCCAUGCCUUCUAUAUAAAAGCACUGCACGCCGUCGCCGAUAAGACAACCUUUGUUUCUUAGUUCUAAAUUUACAUUCGAUUGUGUAAAGUGCGGACAAAAUAAAAUAUGAAUGGGUUCUAUGAACAUAGCAUAUUGGCAAAGCUCAAUACAAGGUGAUUUUAAAUGACGAACGCAAAGGAGUCUCUUGAUAAUGUUUACAAACAAAAAUGAAAAGUUCACUUUGUGAAAGCAAAUUGUGAGGUCGCAAAGUGAUAAUUUAUGGAAAAUAAUUCUAGUGAGUGAUACACUUUGUAUACUAAUCUGUUGCAAGGCUGAACUUAUAUUUAUACAUCAUCCAUUAAAAAAUAAACAAAUAUCCUGUCAAACAGAAAAUAUUGUUAUAUAUUUUCAUUGUGAGUUAGCUGUAGCCACACAAAAUAAUGUUUUUUCAGGUACUAUACCUAGUUAUGUACAGCGCAUUCUGGUGAAAUAAACCGAAAACGACCUUUAAUAUGAGUAUUCCUCCUCAUUUGAGGAUUAAGAAGGCGUUCUCAGUUAGAACAACAAUAAGCAACAAGUUUUAAGUUCCACAGUAAUAAAUUUUAAUAAGAAAAAUAACUUCGAACAAGCUGCAUAAGAUGGCUUAAAAAUUUAUCCUACAAAAUAUUAACCCUACAAUUACUAAAUACCUAUUAAGAUGCAUUAUUAUCAAGAGUUUUGCUAUGAAGUCAAUGCUAAGCCACUUGAUCCUGUUUAGGUUAAGAGAAGAGAAUUGAAAAAGUACAGGUUGUUUUCUGUUCCCUAUGUACAGCUAUGGGGUUGCCUCGUAUGAACAGCGGUUCAAAAAGCCAACGUGCGGUCCAGUAACUCAUAUUAAUAUAUAUGCAAUCAUACACGCAAAGGCGAUAGAAGCUGAUUGGAAAAUAUUGACCUUGCAGUCAUUUGGAACCAUUGCCUAGAGGAAAUUCAUCUUUUGUAGAGAUAUAAACGAAAAAGAGGAGUGUGCGCGAAAGAGGUGCAGAAAAGUGCCAGAGGGCAUGUUUAUACCUGAAACACUAAGAAGCUGUAUGAUUGAGACGGACGUAUCUUCAUAUCUGCAAACACCAUCCUCAGGACAGGAUGAGUUUCAUCCGUUCAUCGAGGCUCUCCUUCCGUUUGUCAAAUCUUUUUCUUAUUCGUGGUUUAAUUUACAAGCAGCCAAGCGAAAAUAUUACAAAAAACAUGAAAAGCGCAUGUCACUGGAAGAGGAGCGGCACUGCAAAGACGAACUACAAAAUGAAAAAGCGGAGGUGAAACAAAAGUGGGCAUCCCGAUUGCUAGGAAAACUGCGUAAAGAUAUUACUCAGGAAUGCCGGGAAGAUUUCGUGCAAUCCAUCACUGGAAAGCGGAAGUCAAUUUGCGUUCUAUCGAAUCCUGACCAGAAAGGGAAAAUGCGACGAAUCGACUGUUUAAGACAAGCAGAUAAAGUGUGGCGUUUAGACUUGGUAAUGGUUAUACUUUUUAAAGCAAUACCACUUGAAAGCACUGAUGGAGAAAGAUUAGAAAAGAAUCCAGAAUGUACGCAUCCCAGCUUAUGUGUAAAUCCUUAUCACAUUAAUGUGUCGGUUCGGGAAUUGGAUUUGUAUUUAGCAAAUUUUAUCAACACACAUGAUACACUUCACAGUCCACCAACUCCAUCACCGACACCAACGUCAACAUCAUUAUUUUUAUAUAAUAAUGAGCACAGUCAUGUCAAUGCCAAUGGUAAUAUAAAUGGCAGUAAUACGAGCUUACACGAAGAAAAAAAAGAUGGCGAAUGUCGCACACAUAAAGGUUACAGCCAUAAUCCUUACAAUGGAGUUAUAUGUAAUGAUAUAAUAUUGGCCACUGGAGUUUUUUCAUCUAAAGAAUUGUGGAGGCUUUCAAAAGCUUCAAUAAUUGAUGAUACUAGUAGCGAUAUAUUAUCAACAAAUAUCAGUCAUAUUAAAAUGGAAAAUUCGGUCGGAGCAUACGAAUGUAGCACAUAUCAGCCACCACCACCGAUUUUAGGUGUUGGCGUAGAAGUCCCUGGUAAUUUAGCUGCAACGAGUAAUAUGUUAGCUAGGACAGACUCCAGCCGUUCAGUCGCUUCUGGCUCUUCUAUGGUUGUUUCUGCUGGAUAUAGUAUUGAUUUUGCUGAUCCGCAAAAUAUGAAUUUGCCUCCUUCACCAUUACUACGGUCCCAAGGAACCCCAUCAGUCUCAGCAUGUAAGUCAGACCCCUCUUCAUCGCCACCUGAUGCGGGUGGAAAUAUUUCAGCUAAUAACGGUUUUUCUGUGAUCUUGCGUCCUGGUGAUUCUACGGGUGCAAACGUACAAAGGAGCGAUUUAUCAACGCUGCAGAGAUACACGCCAACAUCAAAUCGCUCUUUGUUAAAUAUGGGCCAAAUGCGACCAAACGAAGUACUGAUCCAACAUAAUGUAACAUCUGCCGUGGUUACAAAUUCAAGCCCUGCGGCAAUGUACUACCAGCUGCGUAAUAGUCCUUCCGCUCCAUCGGACUCCAACGAUAAUAAUACUCAACCCAAUAGUCAUCAGCAAACGCAACAAUCUCAGCAUGAAGAUCAUCAGCAAAAUUUACAUACAUCACAAAUUACAGUAGCUGCGGCGGCAGCUACUACAACUGCCGCAAUUUCAAAAUAUUCUCCUGAGAUUGUGGAUGGCCACGAUAUUUCUGAGCUUGUAACUUAUGUUUGUCAAGAAAGCGAUGGAUUAAAUGAUGUUCAUCAUGCACCACAUCACAAUCAAACCCACUUUCAGUUACAAACGAUUGCUACUGAUACGAUAGCGCCUCCAAUUAAUCGAAAUCCAAAGUUGUCCUCUUCAGCUGUCUCAUCCGUUCACACGCCCUCUCAUUUUCAACAAUAUAGUACAAUGUUACCUCCGCCACCUUUGCCGCCAAUGGCACGCCCAGUGGCAAUAAUUAGGUCAACAGGUGAUUUAAUGAUGGUUGAGCAUCCGCCUUCAUCCGUAACACCUCCAAAUUCAAGUCAACUAUCAGUCAAAGUAUCAGGACGUCAUCAGCAACGUCUUCAGCAUCACACUCAGUCCCACACGGGAAUGCAUUCUCAACUUACCGACGUGAAGCAUGGCGAAUCAAAUCAUAAUAAUCAGAGCCCAAAUCCUUCCAGGAUAGUUAGUGGUGACAGCAGGAUUGCAACAACGACUUCAAGUACAAUUGAUGCCGGCACAGUUGUUGUAAAUUCUAAUAUGCAAAUUAACACCUCUACCGCAAGCGGUGGCAAUAAAAGUACUAGUAGUUCAACUGAUAUUUCGGCAGCAUGUUCGCCGCCUGCUUCGCUAAGUCCCCAAGGGCAUAUUGAUGUUGGGCGCAAUGCAAAAUCUUCCUCAAUUGGUCGUAUUACGGCGCAGUCGUACUCUGCUGCUACCAGCCGAGAGUAUUUUAAUCACUUUCAUACACAAACAACUCCAUUACUUGGGUAUACUAGUUCAAUUUCAACCAUUUCCGGCGUUCUAAGUCCAACUAGUUUAAGUUUAUAUUCAUCUCCGAUCACUGGUACUGCAAAUAUGCCCCAUCGAGCUACUGCGCGACCACGGUGGAACCCGCCAUUUUUAAUGGAAGAUGAAUUUAAUCUGAUGCCACAUUCGAUGCCUAACACAAAUGCUGAUAAUGGUGCGGUAAUAUUAAUGGAAGAUGCUGUCCGCUAUAAUGGAGAAUAUACUCAAAAUCGGGACUUUAUCGCGUGAUUAAUAAUGCCA
Ceratitis capitata (Mediterranean fruit fly) is the source of this 3841-nucleotide messenger RNA. RefSeq names its product serine-rich adhesin for platelets (gene NfI). The coding region runs from base 1142 to 3829 and encodes 895 amino acids. The transcript is spliced from 13 exons. Gene Ontology annotation, molecular function: RNA polymerase II cis-regulatory region sequence-specific DNA binding; DNA-binding transcription factor activity, RNA polymerase II-specific. The record is from RefSeq and is a predicted model, not a curated record. Gene Ontology annotation, biological process: regulation of transcription by RNA polymerase II. Gene Ontology annotation, cellular component: nucleus. NCBI's taxonomy places the organism in Eukaryota, Metazoa, Arthropoda, Insecta, Diptera, Tephritidae.